Molecule: messenger RNA, 1345 nt
Organism: Cucurbitaria berberidis CBS 394.84
Lineage: Eukaryota; Fungi; Ascomycota; Dothideomycetes; Pleosporales; Cucurbitariaceae
Product: TauD-domain-containing protein
Exons: 3
Coding region: 1-1167 (388 amino acids)
Cellular component (GO): cytoplasm
Molecular function (GO): 2-oxoglutarate-dependent dioxygenase activity
Source: RefSeq, a predicted model, not a curated record
AUGGCCCCCGCUCUAGUAGAUAUAGCUCCAGCUGUACAGCUGCCCGAAGUCAAGUACUCGGGUGUUGGUCAGUACAAGGACGCGGCGUUCGGUGGCCCUAAGGUCUUUAAGAAAGAACUCGAAUUGAGAGGCACCGAGAAGCAUGCUCCUACAAAAUAUCCGAACUAUCUGCCAACAUGGGACAAUGAGAAGGAGACUGGAGUAUACCCUCCACUUGAGCCCUUCGAGCAUGUCGAGCAUGGCAAAAACGCAGAUCCAUCUUUCCCCAACCUUUUGAAAGACGCUGAAGUUGCCGACUUGACCGCAAACAUCGGUGCUGAAGUCCACGGUGUUCAGCUCAGCCAACUAACGGAUGCCGGCAAAGACGAGCUCGCACUCUUCGUCGCCCAGAAGAAAGUCGUAGCAUUCCGUGACCAAGACUUCGCAGAUCUUCAUAUCAAGGAUGCUCUCAACAUUGGUGGCUACUUCGGUCGCCACCAUAUGCACCCCACAUCUGGAGCCCCAGAAGGCUAUCCUGAAGUCCACCUUGUGCACCGCGGGACAGACGACACAUCCGUUCGCGACUUCUUCGAAGAGCGCACCAACUCGGUUACCUGGCACUCAGAUGUAACGUACGAGAAGCAACCACCGGGGACCACAUUUCUGUAUCUUUUGGACGGUCCGGCUUCGGGGGGUGACACACUCUUUGUCAACCAGGCAGCGGCGUACAGGAGACUGAGUCCGGAGUUUAGGAAGAGACUGCACGGGUUGAAGGUUGUGCACUCUGGUGUCGAACAAGCAGAAGGCUCCCGAGCCCGAGGCGGCAUCGUCCGCCGCGAGCCAGUGACCUCGAUCCACCCACUCGUUCGCACACACCCUGCAACUGGCGAGAAGGCAAUUUUCGUGAACCCCCAAUUCAGCCGUCGCAUCGUUGGUUACAAAAAGGAGGAAAGCGAUUUCCUGCUCAACUUCCUAUAUGAUCACAUUGCCAAGGGCCAGGACUUUCAAGCGCGCCUGAAAUGGGCGCCAAAGACUGUUGUAGUGUGGGACAACCGGGUUACUGCGCAUUCAGCGCUUUUGGACUGGGAUGACGGUGCGCGAAGGCAUUUGGCGAGGAUUACCCCACAGGCCGAGGCGCCCUAUGAGACCGAAUUUGAGGAGACCAAGGCUGCGGGUUUCGAAUAUUGAACGUUAGGCUAGCAAUAUGGUAUCAGCAAGCAAAAUUGCAUAAUUCAAUUCCCAGCUUUCCAUGCCAUAAUCGAGUGAAGGAAAAAAAUCCACAAACUGUAUGGGUCAAGUAUCGAUACAGGUUAUGUUGCGCGGCAAAGAAAAACUCGUACAGGAGAGACGGAUAGGAGGGAUGUCA